Messenger RNA from Gasterosteus aculeatus aculeatus (three-spined stickleback), 3787 nucleotides. RefSeq names its product serine/threonine kinase 3 (STE20 homolog, yeast) (gene stk3). Gene Ontology annotation, molecular function: ATP binding; protein serine/threonine kinase activity. The record is from RefSeq and is a predicted model, not a curated record. Gene Ontology annotation, biological process: protein phosphorylation; signal transduction; protein tetramerization. Gene Ontology annotation, cellular component: cytoplasm. NCBI's taxonomy places the organism in Eukaryota, Metazoa, Chordata, Actinopteri, Perciformes, Gasterosteidae.
CAGCUGGCCCUCUGUCGGUUUUUGACAACAACGACUCGGUCGACAAUGUUCACAUCUUGACCAUUGGCCCCCCAACACUGCCAUAACUCGCAAUUAGUCAUUUGCUUUUUAUUAUCAGAAGUUAUACAUCAUGGAGACGUCGGCGCCCAAAAGCAAGCUGAAAAAGCUGAGUGAGGACAGCUUGACUAAACAGCCAGAGGAAGUGUUUGAUGUCUUGGAGAAACUCGGUGAAGGUUCAUAUGGCAGUGUGUUCAAAGCCAUCCAUAAGGAGUCAGGCCAGGUGGUGGCCAUCAAGCAGGUUCCUGUGGAGUCUGAUCUGCAGGAGAUCAUCAAGGAGAUUUCCAUCAUGCAGCAGUGUGACAGUCCGUAUGUAGUGAAAUACUAUGGCAGCUACUUCAAGAACACUGACCUGUGGAUUGUCAUGGAGUACUGUGGCGCCGGCUCUGUGUCGGACAUCAUCAGACUGCGCAACAAGACGUUGACAGAGGAUGAGAUUGCCACCAUCCUGAAGUCAACGCUGAAGGGUCUUGAAUACCUUCACUUCAUGCGCAAGAUCCAUCGCGACAUCAAGGCAGGAAACAUCCUCCUCAACACCGAGGGACACGCCAAACUGGCAGACUUUGGAGUCGCCGGACAGCUAACGGACACAAUGGCAAAGAGAAACACUGUGAUCGGUACCCCCUUCUGGAUGGCCCCAGAGGUGAUCCAGGAGAUCGGCUACAACUGCGUGGCUGACAUCUGGUCACUUGGCAUUACGUCCAUAGAGAUGGCAGAAGGCAAACCCCCCUACGCUGACAUCCAUCCCAUGAGAGCGAUCUUCAUGAUCCCCACCAACCCCCCUCCAACAUUCAGGAAGCCGGAGCUCUGGUCAGACGACUUAACAGACUUUGUCAAGAAGUGUCUGGUCAAGAAUCCGGAGCAGAGAGCGACCGCCACGCAGCUCCUACAGCACCCAUUCAUCAGCCUAGCCAAGCCGGUCACAAUCCUGAGAGACCUGAUCACUGAGGCCAUGGAGAUGAAAGCCAAGAGGCAACAGGAGCAACAGAGAGAGUUGGAGGAGGAGGACGACAACUCUGAGGAGGAGACGGAGGUGGACUCCCACACGAUGGUGAAGUCGGGCUCAGAGGGGGCAGGAACCAUGCGGGCCACCAGCACCAUGAGUGAUGGGGCACAGACCAUGAUCGAACACGGCAGCACCAUGCUGGAGUCAGACCUGGGCACCAUGGUCAUCAACAGCGAUGAUGAUGACGAUGAGGAGGAAGACCAUGGAUCCAUGAGGAGACACGCCACCUCCCAGCAGCCGAUGCGUCCGUCCUUCAUGGACUAUUUUGACAAGCAGGACUCCAACAAGGCAGCACAACAGCAGGAGAACUACAACCACAACCAGCCGAAGGAGCAACCCGGCUUCCACAUCCAGUCCAAGAACGUCUUCCCCGACAACUGGAAGGUUCCCCAAGACGGAGACUUUGACUUUCUGAAGAACCUGGACUUCGAGGAGCUGCAGCUGCGUCUGACUGCCUUGGAUCCCAUGAUGGAGCGGGAGAUUGAGGAGCUGAGGCAGCGCUACACGGCCAAAAGGCAGCCCAUCCUGGAUGCCAUGGAUGCCAAGAAGAGACGACAACAGAACUUCUGAGUGCCUCCUGCGCUCCUCUUGGCCCAAAUCCACCAUCGCCACGGAGCGUACAUCCCAUUGACUCAGAGGAACUAAGAUGGCCGUUUAUAGUCCUUUGUUAGAAUCCCACUGAUGUUCUAGUUGUCUGCUAACUAGCCUCUUAUUGAAGUUAGAUGCCUCUUCUACAACCAUUUUGGCUCCUGGAAUCUACACUCGUCUGCCUUGUUUCUACUCUUUGUCCAGAUGCUCUUCCUUCAUUCAGAGUAGAACAGUCCCCCCUUCUCCCCCACCUCCAUGGAGCCCACACUCGGCAGCAGACGCGGAAACACAGUGGUCAAUAACGAGUGGUCUUUUUUUUCCUCAGACUUUUCCCCUUCAGUGUAAAUAUAAUAUACGGCCUAGUUUGGAAAUACCCGCAACAAAAAGCCGUGGAGGCUUGUCCAUGACCAAAGACAAUCAAGAUGAUUUUGAUAGUAGAGAAUGCCUUAAAUUAAAUAAAACCUGGUCAGGUGUGUAAAUCCAUUUCCUCUCUUGGAGAUGAGUCCGAAGUGGAAUGUGGAAAGCUGCAAGGAUGGAGAUAGGUGACGGAAAACCAUGUUGGUGGUAAAGAAAGGAUCAUGCAUGUCUUCAUGGUGGAGAAGAACUUGUUUUAUUAGCGUUAACCAUCAUUUAUUUAAUCAUGUUUUUUGCUUCUCUUAAACAUCUAUAAAUGGACUCCGUGCACCUCGGUGCCUCAUUACACACCCGUAUCACAUAUUUGAUAGUCCUUGUGAACUUCGAGCUUUUACUUGACAAGAGGAUCCACUUCAUUAAUUUUAGUUAAAAAAGAUUCACAUUCCGAUACAUUGCAUGAUUUUUUUUUUAGAGGAGUCUUAUAAAAACCAUGUAUAAUUAUUCCAAAAUUGUUUUCUUUAAUUGUUUAGCACUUUGGAUUAAUUCACUUUCUAAAAUAUGUUGUCGUUAUAUGUGGAGCCAUCACAUAAGUGAGGCGAAACAAGUAGCCGAUGGACUGUUUAUGGUUGUGGUCAAAGAGGGACUCACUGGGUCACGGUGAAAGACUGAAGCGUCUUAAGGAUUCUGUAUAUUUUAGGUAAGCGGAAGCUGCAGACACGUUUCUCUAAAUGUAUUUUUCUCAUCAAAUUUCCCUGCAGUUUAUUUCUGUGUUUCAUGAGUUAUGAUAUUGCAUUGCUGACUUUUGGGUGUUAUUAAUGAAGCAAUGGAGAUAUCGUUACUGUUCAAGCUCAUUUGUCUCGUUGCAAACUAUUCAACUCCAAACAUUUCAGCGAUCAACUUUUUUUUUUUUUCCUGACCAAAUGAAGGGAAAAUCAACAAUCUUGUCGUUAAUGGCGUGCUUAUCCGUCAAAGAACAGAUAUGGGCGUAUAUCAGAUUCUCAGCUCACUCAUAUUGUUGACCUCCAAAUAAACAAUGUCAGAUGGACUUCAUUUCACUAUUUUGGAUGUUUAAUGGUUCAUGGUUCUUGUUGAGAAGCAUGCUGGCCUCUUGGUUGUUUAGUUUCUACAAUUUGAUUCCACACAUUCUGAUUCCGGUGAAUGAAUUUCUGCUUUGAAUACGUGUACAAUAUAUCUAGAGGUUUCUGUUACUUACCCAUGUUGUUAAGCAGUCUUGGUGGUUCAGCACAGACUUCCUGCAUAUCAAUCAACAUUUUGACCUGUUACACUAUCGUAUGUAUCUGAUGGAGACAAAAUGAAGUCUGGAGUCCAUCGGCAACUUGCACACAAGCGUUCACGAUUUAUUUAUUAAAUAGGUUUAAAAGUGUUUUUCUUUCCAUUGCUGCCCUUUGUCGAAUACAUGUGGCUUACUUUAUGCAUGUUUAAAGUUGUGUAUGCAAUGUAAGUGCAAUACCGUUACACACGUGAGAGCAAUGUUCAAAUGGAAGCUGGAUUUCUAGCUUAAACUACUUUGUCUGUACAAUUGAAAAAAGCCCUUCUGAAAUAUGACAUUGUGGAGAAUCUGACAUAUGUGUAGUUAUCUGAAAUCACGCUUUGAUAUAUAGCUAUAUGAUUUUGUUUUCAUUUAUUUCUCUCUUAUUUCCACCCAAAAAGUGAUGAGAGCAAUGCAAGCAUUAAUGUUUGAAUUACCUAAUUUAUUACCUUUUCUUUAUAACACUUCAUUUUGACCAGGUGCACAAAAUAAUAAAAAACACUUGUAGUUAA